GCAAAGAAAGCACACACGCACAAAGUAGAAUGCCUCAGGAAAGCAGCUAUGGGAAGUGGACAGUAUCCAGCAGCGACGACAGUGAGGAUGACAAGCCUAACACUGACCCGCCGUCCACAUCCUGUGUCUCCCAGGCUGCGCAGGGAGCGCCGAAGGAGCCCCUGUACACCUGCUCAGAGGCCCGCAGGGCCGCACACAAGAGACAGAUCUCACCUGUGAGAUUCAGCAACGCAGACUCGGCGUCAGCCCCCAAGAAGCAGAAGAGAGACUCCCCAGAAAGUCUCGGGUGGUGUCUGUCCAGCAGCGACGAUGAACAGCAGCCAGAGACCCAGCGGGAACGGCCUACGAGGUCGGCAGUUCAAGAGGAGGAACGGGUCUCCUCGCCCGGCAUGACUGCUGCCCAGAAAGUUGUAGAUCUUAGCCCUCCUGCCAGCCCCAGGCCCCAAGGGGCAGACAACGAGUACGAGACCUCAGGGGAAGGCCAGGACAUCUGGGACAUGCUGGAGAAAGGGAACCCCUUCCAGUUUUACCUCACUAGAGUCUCAGGGAUUAAGGCAAAGUACAACUCCAAAGCCCUCCACAUCAAGGAUAUUUUAUCUCCUCUCUUUGGGACACUUGUCUCCUCAGCUCAGUUUAACUACUGCUUUGAUGUGGCCUGGCUUAUAAAACAGUAUCCGGCAGAAUUCAGGAAGAAACCAAUCCUGCUUGUGCACGGUGAUAAGAGAGAAGCCAAGGCACACUUACACGCCCAGGCAAAGCCCUACGCAAACAUUUCCCUCUGCCAGGCGAAGUUGGAUAUUGCAUUUGGAACACACCACACGAAAAUGAUGCUCUUGCUCUACGAAGAAGGCCUCCGAGUCGUCAUCCACACCUCCAACCUCAUCCGGGAAGACUGGCACCAGAAAACCCAAGGGAUAUGGUUGAGCCCUUUGUACCCGCGCAUCAACCAGGGAAACCACACGUCUGGAGAGUCACGCACCCAUUUCAAAGCUGACCUCAUCAGCUAUUUGACAGCGUAUAAUGACCCCUCUCUCCAGGAGUGGAUAGACACCAUCCGAGAGCACGAUCUCUCUGAAACCAAUGUUUACCUUAUUGGUUCAACCCCUGGACGCUUUCAAGGAAGUCACAGAGAUAACUGGGGACAUUUUAGGCUUAGGAAGCUUCUGCAGGCACAUGCCCCAUCUGUACCCAGAGGCGAGUGCUGGCCCAUCGUGGGUCAGUUUUCAAGCAUUGGCUCCCUGGGCCCUGAUGAAUCGAAGUGGCUGUGCUCAGAGUUUAAAGAGAGCUUGCUGGCGCUGAGAGAGGACGGCAGAACUCAAGCAAGAAGUGUGGUUCCUCUUCACCUGAUCUACCCUUCUGUGGAAAACGUGCGGACCAGCUUAGAAGGCUAUCCCGCUGGAGGCUCUCUUCCCUAUAGCAUCCAGACAGCUGAAAAACAGAAUUGGCUGCACUCCUACUUCCACAAGUGGUCAGCAGAGACAUCCGGCCGAAGUAAUGCCAUGCCACAUAUCAAGACAUACAUGAGGCCCUCGCCAAACUUCAGUAAACUAGCUUGGUUCCUUGUCACAAGUGCUAAUCUGUCCAAGGCUGCCUGGGGAGCGUUGGAGAAGAAUGGCACCCAGCUGAUGAUCCGCUCCUACGAACUUGGGGUCCUUUUCCUCCCGUCGGCAUUUGGCCUGGACACCUUCAACGUGAAACAGAAAUUCUUCUCCAGCAGCUGCGAGCCAGCGGCCUCCUUUCCUGUGCCCUAUGACCUGCCCCCACAGCUCUACGGGAAUAAAGAUCGGCCAUGGAUUUGGAACAUUCCUUAUGUCAAAGCACCUGAUACACAUGGGAACAUGUGGGUGCCCUCCUGAGAUGAGGUGCUGUGAAACUUGAGUGCAAGACGUUGGCUGUUCCUGUUUCUACUGACUGGUCACCUCCCAUAGAAUCUUGAACCCAUACAAAACUCUUGGCAAAAGUCAAUGUCAGUUAGGUGUCUGAUGGUCACUGUCAGCAUUCUUAUUUAAAAAGAGCUAUUAUUUUCUUACUUCACUUUUGUAUGUUCUUGAAAUCAAGCUAUUAAACUUCAUAGUGUUUCAAAAUGUC
Psammomys obesus (fat sand rat) is the source of this 2088-nucleotide messenger RNA. It is a transcript of the gene Tdp1, whose product is annotated as tyrosyl-DNA phosphodiesterase 1. The coding region runs from base 30 to 1856 and encodes 608 amino acids. The transcript is spliced from 16 exons. Gene Ontology annotation, biological process: single strand break repair; double-strand break repair. The record is from RefSeq and is a predicted model, not a curated record. Gene Ontology annotation, cellular component: nucleus. Gene Ontology annotation, molecular function: single-stranded DNA binding; 3'-tyrosyl-DNA phosphodiesterase activity; double-stranded DNA binding. NCBI's taxonomy places the organism in Eukaryota, Metazoa, Chordata, Mammalia, Rodentia, Muridae.